Bufo bufo (common toad) is the source of this 6278-nucleotide messenger RNA. RefSeq names its product GLI family zinc finger 1 (gene GLI1). NCBI's taxonomy places the organism in Eukaryota, Metazoa, Chordata, Amphibia, Anura, Bufonidae. The record is from RefSeq and is a predicted model, not a curated record. Gene Ontology annotation, cellular component: nucleus. The transcript is spliced from 14 exons. Bases 794 to 4870 code for a protein of 1358 amino acids. Gene Ontology annotation, molecular function: DNA-binding transcription factor activity, RNA polymerase II-specific; RNA polymerase II cis-regulatory region sequence-specific DNA binding. Gene Ontology annotation, biological process: smoothened signaling pathway; regulation of transcription by RNA polymerase II.
UGCUGAGAGCUGAGAAUCCUCUGGGUCUCCCCAUCCCAACCACACACAGUGCCUAGUCUGACUGCUCAGCCUUCAACGUAUGCCUAAAAACUGAGCAAAAGAGACAAAAAAAGAGGACAAAUCCGAGCACCUUCUGCAGCUCAACAACAACUGGACCCUGAAACUGCAGGAAAAGUUACCGCUUGACUCAGAGACACAAGGAGGAGGCAGAUUUCAUGGAAAUAAGAUCACUCCUUCCUUGCUUCAGGGUGGUCCUCCUGUGAGAAUGAAAUAUUUAUAAUUACAACCAGAGGACAAAACAAGCACAAACUCGGCGGAAAACUCUCUUCUUCUUAAAGGGUUAAUAGAUCCCCAAAAGAAAAGGAUGUUUGGAGCAAUCGCAGUGAUCAACUAGAACAUUAUUUCAUCUUUUUCUGAAACUUUUUUCAUCUGACUCUGGAUGUGUCCAUUUUUUCAACUCUUGGAAAACGUGGAUUUUUAAGGAACAUUUGGCUCCAUGUAAAGAAGACUUGGAGAGCGAGGAAUAUUGGAGUCGGAUGGUGGCGGCGCGUAUUCCGGGGUGAUAAUUGUCAGGUCAACUAGCAAUAUGGAUAUUUGGAAAACUCCAGGAUAGAAAGUAUCCACUAAAGAAAAGCAUCAAAAUUGGCCAGUUUGCAGAUUAGGAUGCCGGCGAGUGGAUCUGCUCCACAACGUGAACUCUUGGGAAAGAAAACAGUGUAAUAUGACACAUACAACAUGUGUUCCUUUGGGGAGAGAGAGAUAAAUGUGCCACUGACUUGAGAUUGCUCACACAAUGGCAUCCCGCCAGUGCCCGCCUGCGAUGUUCAAUUCCAUGAACCACGGCUAUGUUGAACAUUGCUACCUGAGGUCAUCCAAUGUCAUGGCUGAAGGAAUGAAUGAGAUGCCGUACUGCCACCAGAACAAUCUCAUGACCAGCCAACAUGGUUUUAGUCUUGCACAAACCAAUGAGCAGAUGGCUUCUGCGGAUGGAUCUCGUUUCUCCACCCCUAGAAGUUCAGUAAAGCUCAGCAAAAAGAGAGCAAUGUCCAUAUCUCCACUAUCAGAUGCAAGUAUCGACUUGCAGACCAUGAUCCGUACAUCUCCCAACUCCCUGGUGGCAUUCAUCAACUCCAGAUGUUCCUCAGCCAAUGGUUCCUAUGGUCACUUGUCAAUAGGAACCAUCAGUCCUUCACUUGGGUAUCCAAAUUGCCUUAAUCACCAAAGACCACAAGGAGCAUCUUAUGGAUCAAACCAUUUAAUGUCUUACAAUUCACAUGAGCACUUGUCCAGCAGAGGAAUGGGUGUUCUGCAGUCUCGCUCCUCAAUCAAGCACUGUCAGAUGAAGUCAGAGCCACUAUCUAGUGCAGGAUUAGAUGCUUUGAAUAGUAAACGCCUGGAAGAUGGAUCAGAGGGUGACAUCUCAAGUCCAGCUUCUGUUGGAACACAGGACCCAUUACUUGGCCUGUUGGAUGGACGGGAUGACUUGGAAAAAGAAGAUGGGAAACAUGAGCCUGAAAUUGUUUAUGAGACAAACUGUCAUUGGGAGAGCUGCACAAAGGAGUUCGAUACCCAGGAACAUCUUGUACAUCACAUAAACAAUGAACAUAUCCACGGGGAGAAGAAAGAAUUUGUCUGUCACUGGCAGGACUGUUCUCGGGAGCUCAGACCUUUCAAGGCACAAUAUAUGCUAGUGGUCCACAUGAGGAGACACACUGGAGAGAAACCUCAUAAGUGCACAUUUGAGGGUUGCAACAAAGCUUACUCACGCCUCGAGAACCUGAAGACUCAUCUGCGGUCCCACACUGGGGAGAAGCCAUAUGUAUGUGAACACGAAGGCUGUAAUAAGGCUUUUUCUAAUGCCUCUGACCGGGCCAAGCACCAGAAUCGCACUCACUCUAAUGAGAAACCCUAUGUAUGCAAAAUCCCAGGAUGUACCAAGAGAUACACAGAUCCCAGUUCUCUCAGAAAGCAUGUCAAGACAGUUCAUGGUCCUGAGGCACACAUCACAAAGAAACACAGAGGAGAUGGUCAACCACGGAGUCAUGCACCCCAUGAAGUUGGUAUGACUCAAGGGAUCAAGAGUGAUAUCCAGCAAGACUUGGAAUCAUGCUCUUCUCAGGCCAGGAAAGAGGAGGGAAGAUUGACUGUGCCAGAUAUGUCAUUGAAGUCCCAGGCUAGCCCCGGUGGACAGUCAUCUUGCAGCAGUGAGAGGUCUCCCUUAGGUAGCACCAAUAAUAAUGACAGUGGAGUAGAAAUGAACGCCAACACAGGAGGUAGUUUUGAGGACCUUUCCAACCUGGAUGACAUUCCUUCAGUGGAGUCUAUUGGUACCGCAGGAGCUUCAGCUCUGAGGAAGCUAGAGAACCUCAGGAUCGACAAGCUGAACCAAAUGCGAAAGGCGCCAUCUUCUGGAAAGUCUGUAAAACUACCUGCAAUCCACAACACAGUUUCUCAGGGAGAAUUGCCCAAUAUUUGUGGUCUUCCGCACAAGAACAACAUGAUGGAGCUGACAUCCAGCGAACAUUUAGGCCAUAUAAAUGACAGACGUAACAGCACAACUAGCACAGUGAGCUCAGCUUAUACAGUGAGCCGUAGAUCUUCAGUGGUGUCACCAUAUCUUUCAAAUCCGAGACCAGGCGAGGUAGGGAACAUGGUGGACACAUAUGACCAAAAUACAUCUGAUACCUCAAGACAUUCCAAUACUAAUGGUCUUCCAGGCCUUACACCAGCUCAGCAAUAUAGACUUAAGGCAAAGUAUGCUGCAGCUACUGGUGGACCUCCACCUACUCCUCUUCCUAACAUGGAGCGAAUGAGCUGUAAUAAUCGUAUGGCUUUUGCUGUCAAUGACUACCGGGGAUCUAUCUCUUCAGCGCUAUCCAGUAAUAUCCAAAGGAGACAUAGCAACAAUGAAUACCACACUUAUAUUACAGGAAUAAUUCAUCCAUCUCAGGCACCGGGCGCUGGAAUAAGAAGAGCUAGCGAUCCAGCAAGACCUAGUGGAGAUCCUCAAGUAAUACCCAAAGUGCAGCGGUUCAAGAGUAUGUCAAAUAUGAACACAUCAAUGAUAGGAAGACAGACUCUUGGACAUCAGCAACCAUAUGGAGGAUCUGAUGCGAAUUUGCAAAGACAUAUUUUUUCACCCCGCCCACCAAGCAUCAGUGAGAACGUAUUUAUGGAGACAGCAAGCACAGAUUUAACAUCUCAAAAUAAGGAGCAUGGUAUGAUGGUUGGUAAUGACAUGCAGCACUAUGUAAACUUUCAAGGCCAAGGAUCUCAAAUGACAACCAAUUUGAAUUUUAACCACCAACUUCAUGGGUUAGACAUGCAAACUCAAAAUGCAUACUCUAGUCCUCAGAGAUCAUUAGGCAGUAUGCAUAUGAAUACAAAUAACCAUGCCUGCCAGAGUAAUGUAUUGAGUCAUUCAGAUUUAAACCAGUGUCAAAUGACAACUCACAAUCAGCCUUUCCAGAACACAAGGCAAAUUACUGGCAGCUCUAGCUUACCUGUGCAAUGGCAUGAAGUAAGCUCAGCAACCAUGGAUAUGACUGAUGGCCAAAGUGGAAACCACCAGGCGGUACCACCAAACAUGUCACCUGGGAAUCACUGUCAUAACCAGUACUCAAAUCAAGGUUCUGAGGCAACCAAACAGGUGUCCCAUGCAAACAGUUCCUCUUGCCAACAGCAGGGUAUGUAUGGAAAUAGUGACAGGUAUAACCACUUGGGUCAGGUUCAAAUCAAACCAGAACAACAAUUUCAUCAGUCUAUUCCCUCAAUGAUGCCCUGUCAGAAGCAGCAUUCAAUGCAGCAGCAUGCUUUCACCCAGCCAAAUACAGUAGCCUUAUCUCCUGGGAAUUCCAACUGUGAAUACCAAGGACAACAGGAAAAUCAACAAAACCUUUGCUACAAUGCUGGCCUUAACCCAAACAUGCUAAGCCCUCAAGGACGAAGAUCACAGACCCCGAUGAUGCAAGUCAAAGAAAUGAUGGUAAGAAAUUAUGUUCAAUCCCAACAAGCACUAAUGUGGGAGCAGCAGCCCAAAAAUAUGGCUAUGAUAAACAGCCCUGGGGCUGGGGAGGAUGUUGACACUGGACAGAACCAGCACCGGAAUACACCUCAUGCCCAAGCAUACAUGAGCCCCAAAUACAUAAAUUAUCAAAACAAACAACCUCAAAACAGCUUAUUGAGUCCAAACCCACAUGAUAAUCAGUCAAUUCACUCUAAAACCAUGCGGAGUCCAGGAAAUCAGAGUUUUAGUGCAGAUAUGAUGCCACACCCUCCUUGUGGCCCAAAACCUUUAAGUCGGCAGCAAAGCAUAACCAGCCAAUCAACUUUCAUGGGGAGUCCUACUCAACUUAGUCCAUCUUACCAUUCAGCUGAAUCUAGCCCUAGGAGAAUGCCUACCUUGCCUUCUAUUCACACCCAGUCUGACACCAAUAACACCACUGGCAUGAUGUAUUACUCAGGUCAAGUUGAAAUGCAUCAUGGGAAAAUGGGAAACCAAAAGCUUGCUACAGCACUAAAUCACCCCCAAAGCAGCUGUGAUGGACACCAGUAUGGCUCUAACCUGGGUUUUGUGAAGCCAGACACCAUGCCAUACAGUAGUUCUUGUCCAGCAUCUAAUCCUUUAGACAGUUUAGAUUUGGAAAAUACUCAAAUUGAUUUUGCGGCCAUCAUAGAUGACACUGACCACACAUCUCUGAUGCCACAUAAUUUAACUCAAAGUGGUGUACUAGGAUCAUCUCAACCUUCCUCCCAUUUGAGUACACCACGUAAUCCAACAGCCAUGGUUCCAAAUAUGGCCGUAUCAGACUUGAACUCUAUGCUGUCCUCCUUAGCGGGAGAAAAUAAGUUCCUCAACACUAUUUCCUGAAUGCCCUAAAGCUUAAGUAAAAUGGACGUGUAUGACAACUGCCCUGAUCAAGCUGAUCACACAUGGUGCAGCGCUUGCUCAAAAUCCUGUCUCCUUUUUUAAAAUACUGAAACUUGAUUAUAUUGUGUGCUUAAAGAUGCAAGUCUUUAGUUUUGCGGACAUAGAAAAGUUCACUUGAUAUAUUUUACAUUAAAUCUUUCUAUAAAUAUUCAUUUUUGUCAUGAACGUAUUAGUGUGACAAAUUUGCACAUAUUCUACAGCUAUUUUUGUAUUAUGACUGUACUAUAUAGUGUAGUCUUUUAUUACCUAUGUACUAAACACAAUUCAGAACACUGCUGACUAGUUUAGUAGAAACAUUUCUGUAUUAAUAAGACAUCGAGUUUCCCCAGAUAUUGUUUGUGGCUCUCCAGUCGUUUGACAUCCUAGUAGAUAAAACAGAACAGGGUUUCAGAAUAUCACAUGUUGCCUUACUGAGUAACCAAACUUAAAAGGAUAGGAUGGAGAAUUGUGGGUAUGAUCAUUAUUACAAUGCUAGCCAGUGGCAAAACGUUAGGGCACUCUCAUCCUGGUACCUGAGGAGUCAAAAAGGUCCCAUUACAACAUAAGAGGACAGUUGGGAGGCCCUAAUAGAUCAAUGAAAAAGAGUUCUCACAUGUAAGUCUUCUUUAUGCAUUCACAAGAACAUUUCAGCCUACCAAUUGACUCCAUUAAUCAUCUGCUGGUUACAGAUGUUUGCUUGUGGCCAAUUAUAAAGCUUUUACGUGAACAUUGGACUUGGUUAGAGUAAGACCAUUUGUUAUAUAUCAAUUACUAUGUACCAUUCACCACUGAUAUGUGCCUUCUGAUUAAAGAAAAUUACAAUGGAGAUAUAUUUCCAUCCUAAUAUUAACAAGAGCUAAGAAACAAAAGGCAGAAAUGCCACACAGGCAACCUAUUAGCUGGGGCCUGUUGGACCCAAAUAAACUCAAGUUCUCUGGGUGUUGUGAACCCACACAAAGUCUUCAUUCUCCAAAAACACUUCAAAAAGGGUGAGGAAAACGAUCAUGCUGCCUUUCUCUUUGACAUUUCCAUCACUGAGAAAGAUGGAUAGCGGCAAGAACCAAUCCCUGGUUCCCCAUCCACCUGAGAAUGUUAUAGUUUAAUUUAAGUACUCUGUCCAAACAAUUAUAUCAUGGAUUUUUUGUGAUGGGAAUAAUUACUAAAUAUACACUUCACAGCUCUGGAAUGUGCAGCAAGCAAAGUUAUGCCUAUGGAAACCCUUACAGUAUUUAUUUUCUACAUCAUGGGAUGUAGCUAUGUUUUUUUUAGAGAGUAACAGUCUUGCAACAAGUAUCCUACAGUAUUGAGUAUUCGUAAGAAUAUACCAUAUUAAUUCACUAAUUGAAGACUUCAUAGAUUAUCUGGGCAG